Molecule: messenger RNA, 1329 nt
Organism: Cololabis saira (Pacific saury)
Lineage: Eukaryota; Metazoa; Chordata; Actinopteri; Beloniformes; Belonidae
Product: neurogenic locus notch homolog protein 1-like
Exons: 11
Coding region: 1-1329 (442 amino acids)
Molecular function (GO): calcium ion binding
Source: RefSeq, a predicted model, not a curated record
AUGGGAGACGGCUACCUGACCUGGACCCCGUCCAGCCUCCGGCCCGUCCGGCUGACCAUCAGAGUCAGCGACGGCGUCUCCAGCUCCUUGUUCACCCCCGUCCUGUCUGUCUGCGGCUGCCUCAACGGGGGAACCUGCACUCGGGACAGCGUUGCUGAAAACCACCUGCAGGGAAAGUUCCAGGUGCUGGCGUGCCUCUGCCCGGAGGGAUACGGCGGGGAGUUUUGUGGGAACGCCACAGAUGCGUGUCGAGGGAAGCCGUGUUUCCCGGGGGUGCAGUGCCAGGCGGAGUCACCGCCCGGCCGGUUCUCCUGUGGAGACUGUCCUAAUAAUACCGUCUCCAACGGCAACCAGGGAUACAAAUGCUUUGAACAUGACAUGUGCAGCCCCCCGUUCCCCUUCCCCUGCCACAGCGAUGCUGAAUGCCGCAGCACGAAGCUGAACUACACCUGCACCUGCAAGUCGGGCUUCACCGGAGACGGACACAACUGCACAGAUAUCGAUGAGUGUGCGGCGCUCAUGGCCUGCGAGAACGCCAAGUACGAGUGCAGGAACAAGCCCGGCUCGUUCGAAUGUUUCUGCAGGUAUCAGAACACCAAGAACACCGAAGGCUGCGGUGAUUCCCCCAAUCCUCCAGGGUUCAACACGUUCAACAUCUCUGUGGGCUGGAAGAGCGACCGGGCCGACGGGCUCAGCCAGGUGUGGGAUUGGGAGUGGCUGGACGACAUCCUGACCAAAGGUUUCACCAACAAGUUCUACAACAUCAGCAAGAAGCAGCAGGGGCAGGAAUCCCGGCCGGGCACGGAUGAGUACUGGGUGGGCGUGUCCAGCGACACCCCUCACUGGUACAUCCGGGACUACCUGGCCCGGGUCAGCGGCCACUACGACAUCGGAGCCGUGGACGUCGACGAUCUGGACGAGUGCAAGGCCAGGGAGGCGGUGUGCGUGUCCCCGGCCCGCUGCGCCAACACCUACGGCGGCUACAGGUGUGUCUGCAACGGCACCGCCGACGUGGACGACACCCAGUCGUGUGUAAUAGCCCUACUUCCAGACAGAGUGAAGGUGACCGACACGGACGUGGACCUGAUCCUGGGUCUGGUUCUGGGCAUCGGCAUCCCCCUGAUCCUGCUGCUGCUCCUGGCUGCGCUGGCCUGUUUCUGCUGCCGCAAGAAGACCGUCACCGGGGACCUCCCUCAUCUGCUGCCGGACCACAUCCAGGAGCGGAGCAACCCUCCGCCCUACAACUUCUCGGACCCGGCCCUGCAGUACACGACCCACGUCAGCCCCCGGAUCAUCGACAACGUCUCGCCCCGGCAGCGGACCCGAUAG